Messenger RNA from Protomyces lactucae-debilis, 1522 nucleotides. RefSeq names its product Alpha/Beta hydrolase protein. Bases 287 to 1486 code for a protein of 399 amino acids. Gene Ontology annotation, molecular function: acetylesterase activity; monoacylglycerol lipase activity. NCBI's taxonomy places the organism in Eukaryota, Fungi, Ascomycota, Taphrinomycetes, Taphrinales, Protomycetaceae. Gene Ontology annotation, biological process: medium-chain fatty acid catabolic process; medium-chain fatty acid biosynthetic process. The record is from RefSeq and is a predicted model, not a curated record. The transcript has a single exon.
CUUCCACAGUAGUGACCUGCCACCAGUGUCUAGCACUGUCUGCAGACUACAGUAACAGUGUACCUCGGAUCCAUCUCUUGCUUCUGAGGACUGAGCAGCCUGCCGAUUGCAUGUGCCCCUGAACGCCGGCGCGGGAUGCGACAAUUUUGUCCGAGGCCGAGGACCGACAGAAAAAUUGACAAACUAUAAGUACACCAUCUUCGUCAUCUAGCACGGCCUGGCACAGUCGCAGGACAGGCUCCUUCAUCUUCAUCUGCAUCUAUCUUCUUUCAUCAGCAGCAUCAACAUGUUUGGCUACUUCGGCGCAGAGACAGAGGUGGAAACGUACUUUGGCGACAGCACCUCGCAACAGGCAAAGCAACUCGGCGCUUUACCUUCCCUGCAUGAGAAGAUCCCCUUGAGUUACUGGCUCUCCAAUACCCAUACAUCGACAUUCUAUUCUUCCCUUGCCAACUUUGAGCAGGUCUACCCAGUCUUCUACCGCAGAUAUACUUAUUGGCACAAGGAAGAUGGCGGCAACAAUGUCCUUGACAUUGCUAUUCGACGGGACCGUGCACUCGAACUCAACGACUAUAUUCAAUCAGGCGAUAAAAGCCUACCGCCACGAACAGUCUUGAUGACGGAUGAGGAGACGGCGCAGGUAGGUGCAAAUGAUGCAGGUACGCUCGUUGUUUUACUGCAUGGCUUAUCGGGUGGCUCGCACGAGAGUUAUGUACGAUCAACGAUUGAAGCUAUUUACAACACCUACCCAGAUGAAGACAGUCAUGUGGAUUGCGUUGUCUUCAAUGCGCGGGGUUGUGCACGCAGUAAAGUCACAAGCAAGCGAUACUGGUCUGCAUGGGCUAUUGAUGACCUUGCAGCGUGCAUGGAUUUCCUCAGGUCCAAGUUCCCAAACAGGAAGAUUGUCAUUUGUGGUUACUCGAUUGGUGCGAAUAUCUUGUGCAACUACCUGGGCCGCAUGCCCGAGCGUGCUCACAAAACAGUGGAUGUCGCCAUCAGUGUGUCGAACCCUUGGCAACUCAAAAAAGCAGGUGACCUGCUCGAUUCGUAUGCGCUAGGCCGACUCUACUCCCGCGCCAUGACGGGCGGUUUGCAAAAGUUGUUUAAGCGACACCAGGAAUGGCUGCUGCAACAUCCCGGUAUCGAUGCCACCAAAGUGCUUGCUGCGAGACGCUUGCAUGACUUUGACGAAAACAUGACUUGUCGCCUUUUUGGCAACAAGAGUGCUGAUGAGUAUUACGACCUUGCGUCAUCUGACCAGCAUGUUGGCGCUGUUACUGUGCCUUUGCUAGUGCUCUCUGCUGCAGAUGACCCACUUAUGGGCAAAUCGACGCUGCCGUUUAAGCAGAUGCAGGGGAAUCCGAAUGUUGUGAUGGCCGUGACGGGCCGUGGUGGGCACUUGGGGUGGUAUGCACCGGCUGGUGAGGAGCGGUGGAUGAACAAGGUCAUCAUUGAGACUGUGGGCCUGUACACGGAGAAGCAGUAACUCAGAUACACGAAUAUAUAGAAUGGUCUCCCUCCA